AUGCCCAAGGUUCAGCCUGUCCGUCGUAACCGUGCGCAAAACUCGACCGCUGAGCGCCGUGCUCGUGCUGACCGUGUGAAGGAGCAGAAUUUGGAAAUGCCUUUUCGCUGUAGACGUUGUGAGGAGAAGAAUCUUCGUUGUUUCGUGGAUACUGCGUCUGGCCGUUGUGCUGGUUGCAUUUCGGUGUCUGCGGCCUGCAGUCUGUUUGUUUCCGAGGAAGAGUGGGAGAAAGUUCAGCGGGAAAAGCGUGAGAAACGCCUUGAGUUGGCUCGUAUCGAAGAGGAGGCUGCUCGCGUUCGCCGAGAGCUCCUAGAGGUCGAGGCGCGAGAGCACUCAUACGCUGAUCGAGAUCUUGCCAUCCUGAAUUUCCAGGAUCGUGCGAAAGAGCAGGCCGAGGGGGACUCUGCCCCGGGUACGGACCUUCUGGCAACCGAACCACUGCUACCCGGAUCGUCGACUGACUUGGGCUGGUUACAGGCUGACGCUUCUUUCGACCCUUUUUCUGAUUACUUCCUUUCCCUCGAGGACCCGGUCCUCGCUUCCCUGGGUGUCUCCGGUGGUACUCAAGUACCUGUGACUUGCAGUUCGUCAAAUUUUCUUUUGGUUCCCAAGUGUUCUGGCUUUCCGGCCAUCCUUGCCACUUGA
This is a messenger RNA of Alternaria postmessia, 645 nucleotides long. RefSeq lists its product as uncharacterized. The record is from RefSeq and is a predicted model, not a curated record. Lineage: Eukaryota; Fungi; Ascomycota; Dothideomycetes; Pleosporales; Pleosporaceae. The coding region runs from base 1 to 645 and encodes 214 amino acids. The transcript has a single exon.